GGGCGGGACGGGGCGGGCAAGCUGGGCAAUGCUGCGGCGGCGGUGCGGGGGUUUGUGGCGCGCGGCGCUGACGCGACCCGGCGGCCUCAGCUUGUUGGCGGGACAAUGCGGGGCUUCGGGCGCCUCAGGUCCCCAACCGGGUGCGGGCGAGCUGCGGGGCGAGCCGGACAGAUACGGGGGCGUCUCGGUGCGGCUCGGCGCGCUGGAGAGCCUGGACGCCGCCACCUUCCAGAGGCGCCUACAGGCUGCGAUACAGCAAUGGCGGUCAGAAGGUAGAGUAGCUGUAUGGCUGCACAUCCCCAUCCUCCAAAGCCGAUUUAUUGCUCCUGCAGCUUCUCUUGGCUUCGGCUUUCACCAUGCAGAAUCAGACUCAUCAACUCUAACUCUGUGGCUGGGAGAAGGGCCCAGCAGAUUACCAGGAUAUGCUACGCAUCAAGUAGGAGUUGCAGGGAUCGAACUCCUGGCUCCCUGCUUACAAGGAGCUGUAUUUGAUGAAAGUACCAGAAAAAUAUUGGUUGUACAAGAUCGACAUAAAUUAAAAAAUAUGUGGAAGCUUCCAGGAGGACUAUCAGAGCCUGGAGAAGACAUUGGAGACACAGCAGUCCGAGAAGUUUUUGAAGAGACUGGUAUAAAAUCAGAAUUCAGGUCCCUCCUGAGUAUUCGACAACAGCACACCAAUCCAGGAGCUUUUGGGAAGUCAGAUAUGUAUAUCAUCUGCCGCCUUAAGCCACAUUCAUUCACAAUAGAUUUUUGCCAGCACGAAUGCUUAAGAUGUGAGUGGAUGGAUCUCAAUGACCUGAUCAGGACUGAAAAUACAACUCCCAUCACUAGCAGAGUGGCCAGGCUGCUGCUGUAUGGAUACAGAGAAGGAUUUGACAAGAUUGACCUCACCAUGGAAGAACUUCCAGCAGUUUAUACAGGCCUGUUCUAUAAACUCUAUCACAAGGAACUGCCAGAGAAUUAUAAAAUUAUGACAGGAAUGGAUUAAGUUCACAUUUACAUGUUUUUUUAAAAAUUUGAAGUAAACUCUACAUGUAGAUUAAUAUAUACUAUAAGACAUUGACAUUUGGCAUUGAUUAAAUAUCUGAUGCUGAUUUUCUAAUCAUGAUUUUCCAUGAUGAAAAGUUGUUUGUAAAUAUGUCCACUUUAAAAUCCUCUUUUGAAAUAAAGCACAUAUGUGAAAAAGAUAA
Cavia porcellus (domestic guinea pig) is the source of this 1190-nucleotide messenger RNA. It is a transcript of the gene Nudt6, whose product is annotated as nudix hydrolase 6. The transcript is spliced from 6 exons. Bases 29 to 988 code for a protein of 319 amino acids. Gene Ontology annotation, molecular function: NADH pyrophosphatase activity; NAD binding; ADP-ribose diphosphatase activity. NCBI's taxonomy places the organism in Eukaryota, Metazoa, Chordata, Mammalia, Rodentia, Caviidae. The record is from RefSeq and is a predicted model, not a curated record.